This is a messenger RNA of Triticum aestivum (bread wheat), 1717 nucleotides long. RefSeq lists its product as uncharacterized. The record is from RefSeq and is a predicted model, not a curated record. The transcript has a single exon. Bases 163 to 1032 code for a protein of 289 amino acids. NCBI's taxonomy places the organism in Eukaryota, Viridiplantae, Streptophyta, Magnoliopsida, Poales, Poaceae.
GCGGCCCGCCAUAAUAACGCCCGGAGCCAAGCAAAGCCAAGCCAGCCGCGCCCAGGCCACCACCACCCAUUCCAUACGCCCAGCGAACCACGAGCUCACUCGGCCACUGCCUGCCGCCGCCGCCGGUUCCCUCGAGCGCGCGCUCUGCUCUUGGCCGUCACGAUGGCGACGGCAUGGGUGCGGUCCCUCAGCUGCAGGUCCUACGGCGUGGCGGACGCCGUCGUCGCGCCGUCCCCGAGCAAGAAGGCCCAGCCGCUUCUCCCUGCGUCGUGCGGCGCCGCGGCGGACGUGAGGGACUCGGUGGCGUCCGCGCGGCAGGCGUGGAAGCAGCAGAAGCCGCGCCGGGAGCGGCGGAGGGACGGGCAGGAGAGGCAGCAGGAGUUGGCGAGACCGCGGCCCAAGAAGAAGCCCAAGCAGACGGCGGCCGCGUUCAUGCCGUCGCCCGCCACCGCGCCCGCGAGCUCGGCGUUCCUGACCAUGGCGGAGCUGCCGGAGGGCCACUCGUCGCGCCAGGUGGUGGAGCUCAUCUUCUCGUCCGGCUGGGACCUGACGGCCACCGCGCCGCCGGAGGUGGAAGCGAUGUUCCGCGUGCACAGCGGCGCGCGGGCGGUGGCACGGUUCGAGGAGGCCAGGGCGGCGGCACGCGCGCACGGCGCCGCGGCCCGGUGCGGCGCCGACGGCAACGAGAUGAUGCGCUUCCAGUGCCGCCCGGCCGCGGGCGCGGGCGUGGGCGGCGUCUUCGGUGCUGGCGUCGCCACCUGCCAGCUCGGCCCGUCCAGCUCCGCGGUGCGCACCUUCGCCUGCAGCGGCACCGCGCACGCCAGAGCCGCGCCGUCGCCCGGCGCGGUUCGCAGGGCCAUGCUGGUGUGCCGCGUCAUCGCCGGGCGCGUCCGGCCGGCGCACGGCGACGACCCGCUGGCUCUUCGGCACCGCUCCUCGCACUACGACUCCGUGGACAUGGGCAACGGCGAGCUCGUCGUCCUGGACAGCCGCGCCGUGCUCCCCUGCUUCCUCAUCAUCUACAAGGUCUAGCCGCGCGCGCGCGCGCCAAUUAACCAACCAGCCACCCGUUAAUCACCGCCCGUCGUACCAAAUUACCGUCCUCUUUUUGUCUCUUGCUUAACAUUCCGGAGCCGGCAGGCGACACUGCCACUGCGCCAGUACGUAGAAUUGACAGAGAUCAUCGACCCAAGCCCUUGUGUAAAACAGUAAAAAGAUUGCUUCUUCUUUUUUUGCUCCCAUUGAAUCUCAUCUUGAAAUGGUGUAUAAAAAUGUUCUUGCUCGUCUCACUUUUCACCGUCGAUUCAAACAUCUAUGGCUCCCUCUCUGCAUGCAUGUACUACGGACUCCGUUCUGAAAUUUUAUCCUUUGUGGCAUCUUUUCCCGCUUUUUCCGGCGCAGGGAUUUGUCUGCGUAGGUUUAAAGUUUUCUUGUCGCACAGCUCUCUCGUGUUUGCUUGCUUCUCCUUUUGCCAUUGCCAGGCAGUAUUUGUCGCCGCUUGAGGGCGAUUAGCAUCCGUAUGGUGUUUUUGUCAGGUAGGAUAUAAGAGGAAGUUGGCAACAUCUUGAGAGGCCCGGCGCAAAGUUUUCGGGCUCGUGGUCUGGUCCUUUGAGGAAGAAAACGCCCGUCUCCUCUGGAGGCCUUUGGUCCCUUGCUGCCUGUCCGCAUCCAUCCCAUUGCCAAAUUGCCAUCCGUUCUAGGCUCGUGAUCACGCAUG